AUGGCGCGGUUCGCGGCGGCCGUCUUGUCGGCGCUGCUAGGCCUGACUGCCGCGCGGGCAGGAGGGCCGCAACGCGGCGGCGGCGCGGCCGGCGGCAUCGUGGACGUGGACCUGCGCGGGGCCUGCGGGGCCGGCGGCUGCCCCGUGCCCGAGGCCAAGUGGGCCGACGGCGGGCGCAGCGUCGUCGCCGUCUUCGGCUUCGCCGUCGUCGUCAUCAACCACCACCCCGGCCGGCCGUCGGACAAGCUGCUCUCUUUCGGCGUCUGCACCGACAGGGACGACAUGGCCAACACGCACUCGGCCGAGGCGCUGCCCGGCGGGAGGCUGGCCGUCGCGACGACCGCCGCCGCCGCCGGCUCCGCCAACGUCCUCGUCUUCGACCGCGCCCCGGGCCGUCUGGAUGCCCUGGCCGCCCCGGUCCAGCGCCUGGGCGCGGGCGGCAUCGCGGCCGUCCACGCCGUGCUCUGGGACCCGAGGCGCGCCGUGCUCUGGGCCGCCGGCAACGACGUGUCCCCCCUGACCGGCGGCUCCAGGAGCAUUCUGAACGCGUACGCCUGGGCGGGCGGGCGGCUCGCGUCGGCGCCCCGGACGAGCCUUGUUGCCCGGGCGGCGCACCUCACGGCCGAGUGGGGGCCCCGGACGCCCUGGUGGGACGGGGCGCACGCCAUGGUCCCCGUCCCGGGGGAGGACAAGCUCCUCGUCACGACCGACUUGGACGUCCACGUUUACGACGUCCGCGCCGGGACCGUGGAGCACGGGCAGCCCGUCGCGGAGAGGUACCUGGCUGGGUUUCGGCCCGCGGGCGCGCGCGUCGGCCUGGACGGGGUCCCGCUGCCGCGGUCCGACAUCAAGAGCCUGAGCAUGCUGGCGAACCGGGACACGCUCUACGUCCAGGCCGUCUGGAACCAGACGUACGGCGAGACCGUGGGCGUCCUGGAGAACGGCCGCCUGGCGGGCACUCUGUGGAGCCAGAUGCUGUACCGGUCGCGGUGGUUUGCCGAGACGGCGUGGUGA
This is a messenger RNA of Metarhizium album ARSEF 1941, 1014 nucleotides long. RefSeq lists its product as uncharacterized. The transcript has 2 exons. The record is from RefSeq and is a predicted model, not a curated record. The coding region runs from base 1 to 1014 and encodes 337 amino acids. Lineage: Eukaryota; Fungi; Ascomycota; Sordariomycetes; Hypocreales; Clavicipitaceae.